This is a messenger RNA of Pimephales promelas (fathead minnow), 1667 nucleotides long. The record is from RefSeq and is a predicted model, not a curated record. NCBI's taxonomy places the organism in Eukaryota, Metazoa, Chordata, Actinopteri, Cypriniformes, Leuciscidae.
AUGUUUCUAUCAGGUCAUGAAGAAGAGAUUUCAGUAGACCUAGAAAAGCUGGAUUGUUUGGCAAUAGUUUCCUGGACAAAUACUGCUCAACUUAGACAAUCAUCAGUGGAGAAAGUCUGGCACGUCAGUAAAAGCUUUUAUGUCAUUGUCAACCUCUUCGCCUGCAACAAACCCAUCACAGAGAGACAUGUUCUCCAGUACAUUUACAGCGCUCUCUCCAAACCUGCUGGAUUCUCCGGUCCUCAGUUCAGUGCAGUGGGUCUGUAUGAUGACAGACGCAUCUCUCACUACAGGAAUGAAGAGCAAACCUGGAAAAGAGACCAUCCGAAUUCAGAGAUCUGGACAGACACUGAAGAACCAGACGAAUCUAAAGACUGGUUUAUGCAUCUGGUUUAUACUCUGUCAAACUGCACAAGAUCCAAAUGUGACAACCUCCAUACACUACAGAGGAGAAUCGGCUGCGAGGUGGAUGCAGGGAUGAAUGUAAAAGCGUUUGAUGAGUACAGAUAUGAUGGAGAGGAUUUUAUUGCCUUUAAUUCUGACACGAGGCAGUGGACGGAGAAACAUCCAAAGGCAAUAGAAACCAAAAUGAAUUGGGACGCUGACAAACUACAUAAUCUGUAUCUCCAGUCAUUCCUCGAGACGUGCAAGGACUGGAUCUCCACGUAUGACUCCAUAAGCAAUGCUCCAGAUGUUCACAUGUUUGCGUCUGAAGCUCCUCAUGACCGAAGCAAGCUGAAUCUGAGCUGUCUGGCCACCGGCUUCUACCCCAAACACAUCGAGAUGAAGAUCACACUGAACGGCAGAAACCUCGAAGCCUUCAGCUCUACAGGAGUCAGACCGAAUGAUGACGAGAGCUUUCAGAUGAGAAUCAGUGUGGAGAUUCACAGAGACGAAGAAGAGAGUUACGAGUGUCACGUCUCUCACAGCAGUCAGACACAGACACUUAUAAUAAAAUGGGAUGAAAAACACACUAAUAGCAGUGAAGAAUCUCGAAGGCAUGAUUUGGCAGUAACUGCAGCUGUCUUUGCUCUGAUAGUUUUUAAUGUGUUUCUAUGGUGUUUCUGCACAGGAACGGCACACAAAGAGUUAAAUGGCCAGAUGAACUUUAAUGGCUCUAGCAGAAGAGAGAACGUCAUCUCAGGGUCACCAGAACUACGGAAGCCUGUUGAACCAAACCGGUUUCAGUGGCUACUCGGGCCGAAGAAUGUGUGUUUAUGUACGUCAGUGAAGCCAGAAGAGGAUCUUCCUACAUUUAUGAGGUUCUUUCAUGAAAACACAUCUCAGGGUUUCAAAAUUAGAAUUUCAUUUCACCGCUCUGAUCAGACCAAAUAAUUUGUACGCUUCAGUGGUCAAUAUAUUAGUUUUUUUGUUGUUUUAUAUGGAGCCAGUUGUACCAGUGCCAUUGAAAUAUUUAGAAAAGCCUCCGACCAGGAGCAUGUAUGAUAUUUCUGUUUGCAUGCAUUUACAUUUUAAGAAAGAACAAGAAAGAACAUGUGAAUAACUGACUUAUAAGCGGCUCUUCAGCACAAAAGCGAUCCUUGCCAAAGUUCAACAGUGAAAACGAUAGUGUUGCUCCAGGUACAGCAGGAAAACCACUUUAAUGGUCCAGCAAAUUAAGUACAAAACUAGUUACAAACAAACAUGAUCUGUUCUGUUUUGUGCAC